Penicillium nucicola is the source of this 1716-nucleotide messenger RNA. RefSeq names its product putative CECR1 family adenosine deaminase. The coding region runs from base 1 to 1716 and encodes 571 amino acids. The transcript is spliced from 2 exons. Gene Ontology annotation, molecular function: adenosine deaminase activity. Gene Ontology annotation, biological process: adenosine catabolic process; inosine biosynthetic process. The record is from RefSeq and is a predicted model, not a curated record. NCBI's taxonomy places the organism in Eukaryota, Fungi, Ascomycota, Eurotiomycetes, Eurotiales, Aspergillaceae.
AUGGAGAACGAAUGGGAAAUCGAAGAGGGGAUUCCCCAGUUUGGCGACCCGUUUAUUCAGCAAUAUCUCAACGGUCGCGAUGCUCUGAUUGCGGAAGAGCACAAAAGACGUCAUGAUGCAAACCUCCGCAAAUCACUAUCGCCUAUCGCCGCCCGGGCAUCGAAGAUCGUUUCGCAGAUCCGAGCUCAGGAGCAGAACGAACUAUGGACGAGUGGAUUGGACGAAGAUGCCGCCCACCAGUCAGAUGAGAUCCUCUACCCGGGCGUGAUGUUUAACCUGGCCAAAGGGCGCAUGGAAAAAACCAAGCUGUGGAAGAUCGUGGAGAAGAUGCCGAAAGGCUCCCUUCUCCACGCGCACAUGGAUGCCAUGUUCGACAUUGAAUUCUUGCUGGACCAGGCUUUCUCCACGCCAGGGAUACACAUGACGGCCCCGGGUCCAUUGGUCACUCAAAAAGACUUGGACUCGGCGCCCCUCACGUUCCAGUAUUCAUCGCAGCCACCAAGUGCUUCAGAGGAAAAGCCCAGUAUCUGGACCCAGACAUAUGAGCCGGCGUCCUUGAUCUCAAUCCAGAAGGCUGCGUCGUCGUUCCCGAAUGGAGGAGAGAAGGGUUUCCGGGAUUGGCUGACUAGUCGCUGUGUGCUCAUGCCCGAGCACUCAUAUCACCACCAUCAUGGCGUAGAUGCGAUCUGGGGUCUGUUUCAGAAGACUUUCCCCAUCAUCGACUCCCUGCUUAUGUAUGAGCCUAUUUUCCGAGUCUGUUUUGCCCGUAUGCUGGGACAAUUGGCUGCAGAUGGGAUCCGAUACGUGGAGUUCCGCAUUGGGUUCAACUUCAAGUACAGAAGACAAGGCAACGAUGAGCCUGACACGGACUUCUUUGAAUGGUCUCGCGUGGUGGAGGAGGUGGUAGAUCAGUUCAAGGAGUCCGAGGAAGGAAAGGACUUUUACGACGCUCGACUGAUCUGGACUACGCUCCGGCGCUUUUCCAAUGAUCUCAUUGUCCAGAGUAUGAAGCAGUGCAUUGAGACAAAACAGGCAUUCCCCGACUUGUUCUGCGGGUUCGAUCUCGUCGGACAGGAAGAUGCAGGACGACCCCUUGUUGACCUGGUCCCUAUCCUAUUUUGGUUCAGAAAACAAUGUGCAGAAGAAGGGGUUGAUAUCCCCUAUUUCUUCCAUGCCGGUGAAUGUCUAGGUGAUGGUGAUGACACCGAUCACAACCUAUUCGAUGCUAUUCUCCUCGGCACGCGACGCAUCGGCCAUGGCUUCUCCCUCUACAAACACCCUCUGCUCAUUGACCUAGUCAAAGAGAAGAAAAUCCUGGUUGAGUGCUGCCCAAUUUCCAACGAAGUCCUCCGCCUCGCCAGCUCGAUCAAAUCCCACCCUCUCCCCGCAUUACUGUCUAGAGGUGUCCCCGUUUCACUAUGCAACGACGAUCCCGCUAUUCUUGGCCAUGGGCGGAACGGACUGACUCAUGAUUUCUGGCAAGCGUUGCAGGGACUGGAAAAUGUGGAUUUGGUUGGCUUAUCGAUGAUGGCCCAGAACUCCAUCCGGUGGAGCUGCUACGAAGAUCAAUCGGCAGCUGAGUGGAAGGCUGGCAUUCAGAAUGGGGUUAUGGGCAAGGGACUAAAAUCUGAGCGACUGCGGGACUUUGGCUCUGAAUUUGAGAAGUUCUGCGAGUGGAUUGUCUUGGAGUUUGCGGAGUUUGAUGCCGACGAUUAG